UAACGAAAGUACAAUGUGGAGUUUUCAGAAAGUAGUUUAGAUUUAAUAACUUGUAAUUUUUGUAUAAAGACAGCUUUCAGUCAGAUUUUCUUCAUCCGAAUUUAAAAAAUAAUUUUAAAUAUGUCUGAGAAAUUUUUUUAUCGUUUGUCUUGUCCAACUUCUAUGGUAACUCAUCUUUGUGAAUGCUCAGAAGAUUACAUAGCUGUCCCUUUAAAUGAAAGAGGAAAUAUAGCUGUCUGGAGCAUGAAAAAUAUUUUACAAGAGCCUUUGAUACUCAUUGGACACCACAAACUUGUUUCUGCAUUAGCUUUUUCUCAUCACCCUUCCAAUUAUUUUUUGUGCUCUUGUUCAUCCGAUAACAUCAUACUGUGGAAUUUGAUGCAAAAUGAUGGACAACCUUCAAAAGGACGAGUUUUGCAUUCACAUAUGGAAAUACCAACUUACUGCUCCUUUAGUUUAGAUAACAGCCAAAUUGCAGUUUCUUUUCCUAAUGGAAUGUGGAUUUUCAAUUUACAGAAAAACACAUGGGUUUUUUCUGUGGAAGAAAACUGUUUUAUUAUGUUUGCAUUUGGUUGUGAAAAUGACUUUUUAUUAGGAAUAGAAGAAAAUUUUCUCAAAGUUUGGAAUUACAAAACAAAUGAAGUGACAAAAAAAGUAAGUGUUUCAGUUGGUUUUCCAACUGCUUUUUGCACCCAUAAUCAAAGUGGGACAACAGUUGUUGGAACAACUUGUGGCCAUUUAAAUGUUUAUGAUAAAAACUAUAAUCUUAUUAGAAAUAUUCUGGUUUGGAAAUUAAUUGCUCAACAACUAAAAACUGAUUCUGCUGAAGAUGGUGCAUUCCAAGAUUUUAAAAGUGAUAGUUUUCCUGUAUAUUAUAUUAAAAUCUUCCAUUUCGAGACCAUUUCAAAUCCAUAUAAUUGCUUACCUGAAAAUAUAUACUUACUAAUUGUUACAAGUACAUGUUUAUUUCUGUUGAAAAUUAAUAAUGAAGAGGUUAUUCUUUUCAUUGAUUUCAAUGGUCCUUCUGAGAUUACCGAGAUAAAGUCAUCAAUUGGUUUAAUAAGAUCAGGAAUGAUUACUUGCAAUUCAGAUAAUUCUGAGGCAUAUGUGAUACUUAUUCCUGUAUUGGAUGAAUUUCUGAUGUUAAUCAAACUUUCCUUGAGUGAUGUUUUAUUAUCAGAAUCUACUAUUAGCAGUUUAAGGAUAGAAUCUGGUAGUCAUAUUUUAACUUUUUUAAACAGUAAGCACGUCGAAAACAGCAAAUCCUUGUUGAUUCCAAAGAUUCAGAAAACCAAAACAUCCAAAGGUUUAAAAAAAGGAUUAUCAAAGAAAAAUUUGCCUGUAACUUUCCAUUCCAAUAUUAAAUCUUCUGGAUAUGGGACAUUACACAAGCCUUUUGCAUUAUUUCAGCCACAUAUUCCCAAAGGGCAUAGAUAUCGAACUAAAAGACCUGAAUCAUCAAGAAAAUUUCGAAAUAAUGGGGAUGGAAAGAAAAAUAUAUUUGAAUGUGAUAGCAAUCCUAUAAAUUUUGAAAAUUUGGAACUCUUGAGCAAGAUUGAAUCAUUUGAAAAUCCUGUCAUGUCAUCUCUUCAAGUAUCAAUAGAUGGACAGUUUGUCAGUUGCACCUCUUCUGAUGGUCUAACAGAUAUUCUGAAAUUGGGGGGAAAACAUUUAAAGGUUUUUCGCAGUAUUGGAGCACACAAGGGAAAAGUUAAUUCUGCAAAGUGGAGCCAUUCAAAUAAAUUACUAAUUACUGCUGGAAAUGACCAAACAGUCAAAGUGUGGGAUCUUGAGCGGAAUUACCCGUUGUUAAACAUCGGUACUGAUAAUUUUAAUUCAGCUGCAGUGGAAAAAUGCAAAUUUGUGUUUGAAGAUGCUGUUGAACAAGCUCAGUUUUAUUACCUUGAUCGUUUUCUGUUAGCGACCGCAGGAAGUUGUUUGCAUUUGUUUGAAUAUAAGAUAAAUUUAGAGCCAUCCGGUAUUAAAAGCUUUAUAAACAAAAGCUCUUUGAAACUGGUGAAAAAAAUUCCAUUGGAAACCAAACGUAUAACAUCUCUGGCUGCUAUGAAUCAAUUCUUUUCUAACCUUGUGUUAUGCUCUGGAACUUCAAAACAUAUUGAUGUACUGGAUAUGACAGUUGGAAAAGUAAUACAUCGUAUGGUUGAUUCAAGUAUUAAACCUGCCCAUCUCAUUUGCCUCAAUGAAGGUUCACCUUAUACAACACAGUCAUCUUCAAUGUAUGAUUUAUUUUUGACAACGUCACUUUUUGAUGGUAUCAAAAUAUGGGAUUUAAGAACUAAUAAACCAGCACUUUGUUUCAAAGAACAUAAAUGCCGCUCAAUUCCUUGUGGCGCAAGCUUUUCACCUUGUGGUAAAUAUGUUGCAACUGGAAGUGAAGAUAGAUCGAUAUAUAUAUACGAUUUAAGACAGCUACAUCAUCAGCAUAAAAUAAAUGAUUGUCAAGCUGAUGUUUUUACCAGUGUUGCAUUUUCUCCAAAAUCUCAGCUUCUUGCCUCAUCAUUAAAUGGACUGAUACAUUUGUAUGGAAAAAACAUUGACUAAUAUUAAAAAUAUUGCUUUAUAGUGCACUUAUUUUGAUAUGGGAUGAGGAAUUUUUACAUUUUUAAAACAAAAUGACAUGAUGAAUUGAAAAAUUUUGAAAUAACCGUAUCAUGAAAACUACUGUUUUUGAUUAUUAUAGUUUUGGCAAAUGUUCCAAAUUUAUUUAUAUUGCCACUUUCAAAACAGCACUAAGCUUACUCAAUAUAAAUUUUCAAGAUACAUUUAAAAUCUUUCACUAAAAUUCAUACAUUAUGCAGAACAAGAGAUCCAGAUCCAUAUUAUAAAAGAUACGAUAAAACUGUUUCAUUACCAUUAAUGUCACAUUUGUAUUCCAAUUCUAUGCUUCAGCAUCAAUGAACCCAUCAAAUUUAAAUCAUUUUGCUGAUGGUUUUUUGAUGCAGGUAUAUCUCGCCUGAAAAUCAAAUCUGUAGCUUCUAUUUGGGGGCAAUGCAAAAAAUAUCUAACAA
Molecule: messenger RNA, 3029 nt
Organism: Argiope bruennichi
Lineage: Eukaryota; Metazoa; Arthropoda; Arachnida; Araneae; Araneidae
Product: WD repeat-containing protein 27-like
Exons: 23
Coding region: 121-2562 (813 amino acids)
Molecular function (GO): protein binding
Source: RefSeq, a predicted model, not a curated record